CCCAGAAGUACAGCCUAACCAAAGACAACCUACCUCGCCUGCUGUAAACGAAGCAGGAUAUAUAAGAAAAUAGUUACAGUAACUAAAUUCUGCUGUUUAAAACCGUCACGUAACUCGAUUUCCUGUAUGUGAGAAGUUUCCUCAUCAGCUGGCACGCUGUCCAUAUCGCAACUGACCUACUUAAUUUGCAACAGAGAAAAUCAAGGGUGUAAAACCGUAAACAGACUAAAAGGAACGCCCCCUCGUGUCAGGUAAAUACCUGUGCAGGUAACAGACUCAUCAGCGGUGAACACGGUGCCCUCUGGCAAUGGCUGAAGAUUUGGAGCCCGACUCGGAGUUCACGGGGGUCCGGGACAUGUUUUUCAUGGUCACACGGAACGAAUCAUUUUAUCAGAAAGUGGAAGAUGUACCUGAGUAUGUGCAGCAGGCCACUCCUUUCUUUGUAGGGCUGAUAUUGCUGGAGAUGGUGGUGGGCGCUCUGAAGACAGGCGCCCCAGUGGUCACCAUCAGUGAUGGACUCACCUCCAUAUCUUCUGGAAUGAUCUCCAGAAUCCCAAUGUUGUUCAUGAGAGGCUGUGAGCUGAGUGCUUACAUGCACGUGUGGGACCGGUACCGCCUGCUGGAGCUGCCCUGGGACUCUGCCUGGACCUGGUGGCUCACCUUCCUGGGCGUGGACUUCUGCUACUACUGGGUCCACCGCCUCGCUCACGAGGUGUCCAUCAUUUGGGCUUCUCACCAGGUUCACCACAGUUCAGAGUACUACAACCUCACCACCGCCCUCAGACAGUCGCUCACCCAGCAGUUCACAUCAUGGAUCUUCUACCUGCCAAUGGCUCUGAUUGUCCCCCCCUCGGUCUUCGCCAUCCACAUACAGUUAAACCUUCUCUACCAGUUCUGGAUCCACACUGAGCUGAUUACAGACCUUGGACCUCUCGAGUGGGUCUUCAACACCCCAAAACAUCACAAAGUUCAUCACGGGAGGAACAGUUACUGCAUUGACAAGAACUACGGGGGAAUUCUCAUCAUAUGGGAUCGAUUGUUCGGUACCUUUGCUCUUGAGCAAGAAAAAGUGGUGUUCGGCCUGGUGUACCCUAUCAACACCUUUGACAUCCUCUAUGUUCAGUUACACUACUACAUGUAUUUGUGGAGAAGAUCCAACACUUUCAAGACUAUCAGCAACAAAUUGUCAACUUUCGUCAACGGUCCGAGUUGGCAACCUGGUAAAUCUCGGCUAGGCGACCACCUCGAAAAUCCCAAGGUUACCGGACAGGAAGUGCCUCAUGAUCCCAGCUGGUCGCUGCCUUUACAACUUUAUGUGGUUGUACAUUUCCUGCUGGUGCUGGGGACUUACAAUGAUCUGUUUGAAAACAAGAUGAUGCUGUCACAGUUAACCAUUCUGGGGAUGACCGGCUGCGUUCUGCUCACUCUCACUUCCCUCGGCUUCAUUAUCGAUCAGAGGACGACGACGGCGGCUGUCGCGGAGAUGCUACGCUGCGUUGUCAUCCUGACAUUGCAGUGGUACGGCUACAUGAAGCCCUUGCUGCCUUCACUGGCUGUGCCCACACAGGCCUUUGUCUCCCUCUCUCUGCUGUACUGGGCGCUGCAGAGCUUCUCUCAGCUGCUCAGCAUCAAGAAGAAGGCCGACUGAGUCGACACAAGAAGACACCGGCUCAAUCUUACCUUUUGAAGUCAUAAUUGUUGACAUUAAUCCAUAUUAACACAUUUUGAAUCACAUUGGAGAGGCAGUUGUUUGAGCUUUUGCUUGAUUCACUUGUUAACCUUUUAUGUCGAACUGUUUAAAGUCUGUUUAUGACCAAAGCUUUAUCAUAUAAAGACAAAAGACAAGACAAGGUGCUCAACAGGCACUUUUUAUCAAAUGACACAUUUCUGUCUUUUGUCUACACUGUUAUGCUGCAGUGCUAAUGAAUUAACAUUUUUAAGUGUGAAGCAUUUCUUUGCUUUUACUAUGCAACAUAUACCUCUUAUAAAACAAAUGGCUUUUAAUUUGACUUUUGACAAAUACUCACAAUACUGUACAGUAUAUUGUUCUGCUUUUUUCAUUGCAAUAAUUUAUUAAAAUCUUU
Messenger RNA from Cottoperca gobio, 2084 nucleotides. RefSeq names its product alkylglycerol monooxygenase (gene agmo). Gene Ontology annotation, cellular component: endoplasmic reticulum. Gene Ontology annotation, molecular function: glyceryl-ether monooxygenase activity; iron ion binding. The record is from RefSeq and is a predicted model, not a curated record. Gene Ontology annotation, biological process: lipid biosynthetic process. NCBI's taxonomy places the organism in Eukaryota, Metazoa, Chordata, Actinopteri, Perciformes, Bovichtidae. The transcript has 13 exons. The coding region runs from base 308 to 1648 and encodes 446 amino acids.